Messenger RNA from Plasmodium vivax (malaria parasite P. vivax), 3633 nucleotides. RefSeq lists its product as hypothetical. The transcript has a single exon. The record is from RefSeq and is a predicted model, not a curated record. The coding region runs from base 1 to 3633 and encodes 1210 amino acids. NCBI's taxonomy places the organism in Eukaryota, Apicomplexa, Aconoidasida, Haemosporida, Plasmodiidae.
AUGAUAACGAAGCGGGAGAAGGAGAAGGCCACCUUUGAGUGCAUCGAAAUGAGUGACAUAAGGAGGCUGCCCCAGUCAGAAGAGAAAGAAAACUCAGAUGAGGAAAAAAUCAGCCUCGAUGACCUGAGCGUGUGUUCCCCGAGCAAGCUACACAGGCAGGCCCAGUUGACGGAGGACGAGGAGGAGGAGCAGGAGAAGCUAAUCCACUCGAAGCUAUACGAAAGCAUGAGCAAUGUGAAUAGCAAUUUAGAAAAGAAGGACACCCACUGGUUCGACGGCGUCGAUGAGGAGGAGGAGGUGGACGACCCGGCGGAGGCAAACCAUGCUGAGUGUGCAAACCGCUCCACCGGUGGUGGGAGUGGCGAGCGGGGCAACGCGGCCCACCUUGUGCAUAGAUUUCCCAACCUGCUCCUAAUUGGGGGAGACGGCCGGCCCAGCGGCGGUAACAGCAGUGGUAACGGCAGCGGUAACCACCGUGGCAACCCCCUGGGCAGCUCCCCCCACAGGGAAAAGCAACCGCCACCGUCAAAGCACCUGAACCGUUCAGGCGAUUGUGAAAGAAUUGAAACAAUUGAAACAGUUGAAAGGGCAGCCGAUCAGACCCACUCACGUGGAAGUAACCCCCUUUGCAGCGAACUGGGGAAGGACAGCCCAUCCGAAAGGACAAAGGAAAACACACAGGUGAAGCAACAUGCAGGAGAGAGCGAAUUGGUGAAGUGGAGGAGAUAUAACUCCUCAGAUGAGGAGAGGGAGAAGGUGCAACCGGGUGGAACCCCCGCCAAUCUGGCAAACGAACGUUUAGAGGAAGUGCCCGGGGGGGAAGACACCAAAGGGGGGGUGUCCAAUCAGAGUGGCCACAGUGAUGGGAGCGGCAGCAACGUUGGAGGAAGCACCUCUGCUAUGCCGUGUACUCUCUCCAAGGGAGAAGCGCCACAAAGCGAUUAUGCUACGUGUUCAAAGCAAACGAGUCGUCGACUGGGGGGAAGCCCCCCGGGAAAGGCAAACAGAAGUUACAAACACAGCGUAGACGAACCGGGAGGACCUUACUCCCUUCCGUUGCUCCACACCAGUAAUGCAACCAGUGAUGAUGAGGACGACUCUCCUUUACGGGAGUUAGCGGCAGAUGGUUGGGCAGCCUCACGCGUUGGCACUUCCCAUAGGGAGAGGGAGAAGCAUCACCACGGGGGGGCCGCCAACAACUUGACGAGGAUCAUUAGCCGGAUAGAGGAGUCAGUCCAGGAGAAGAAGACCAAAGGGGGGGCAGUCAUCGAGGGAAGUGCAGGUGAGGGAAGUGGAGGGGAAGGAAGCGCAGGGGAGGGCAGCCACCGCGACGGAAGCGGCAGUGAUGGACGGGGCCGCACCCCCGCGAGCCCACCCAUCCGGUUGACCCCUACCGAUUCGCACAAGGCGAAGAGAAGCGGCACCCCCAAGUACACGCUUAGGAAGUGCGGCUCCCAGAGUUACUCAAAUCAAGUGGGGCCAUCCGCCGCCAGGGGGGCAGACCACGCCAUGGGGGCGGACAGCGCCAUGGGGGUAGACAACCACAUGGGGGAUCCACUCAGCAGAAAAUCCCUCAGCAGCAGCAACGUUUAUGGCCAAGGAGCGAACGAGGAGGAAGACCGCUGUGUGCAGAAUUACGCCCAUCAGAAGAGACCAAUCGAGCAGAGCCAACGGGGGAGGGACCCCCACAGUGACGAGGCGCACCGACAUGCCUAUCGAGCCGGCGCGAACGGGUUAAACGGGGAGGGGAACGUGGAGGGUGGCGGCGUAAUUGGUGAGCUGCCAAGCCGCCCCGAGGCGAACUUCACUUCGUCGAUAAGGGAUGCCCCCGCGGAGAGCUACAAACGGGGUUCCCCCCCCAGAAGAGUAACAUCCAAUAGAGUGUCCCCCAGCAGAGGAACACCCAAUAGAGUGUCCCCCAAUAGAGUGUCCCCCAAUAGAGUGCCACCCAAUAGAGUCCCCCCCAGCAGGACGCGCAAGAAAGAGUUGGAAGAGCCCAGGCCCGUCAUGGACGACACGCACUUCCACGUCAACCCCAUCAAGAUAAACGACGCAAAUCUGGAGAAGUGCUUCCACGCCAUUAAGGAUUUGUGUAAUUUGGAGGACGGGCAGAGGGGGAGCAGCCCCAGUGAUUUCAGGAGCAGCCCAAGGGGUCGGUGGAACAGCCCCGGCGAUCGAUGGAACAGCCCCACCGAUCGGAGGAAUGUAUCCCUUUGCAGUGAGCGCCUGGAUCGGCGCCUUGGGGCGAGGGACUGUGAGGGGGGCCGGCGGUGGAGCGAAGCCCCCGAGCGAAGGGACCACCGCAGUUGGAAGUACGCCGCUGCUGAGGAGGCCGCUGCUGAGGAGGCCGCUGCCGGGGACGCCGCUGCUGAAGACGCCGCUGCUGAAGACGCCGCUGCCGAUGACGCCCCCGAGCAGAACGUGUGCAAGUCGAGUGACGUGAAUUUGUAUGAAAAUAACUUCAAGUGCCUCUCGCAGACCCCCCCGGAUGUGUACCGCUUCUUCUGCAAGGAGAAGCAGCCGUGGGGGGGAGGCGGCCCCCCCGUUGAGCGGGGCGGCCAUGCAGUUCAGCGCGACGAGCGGAAGGGGGACCCCUCCUCCACUAACGCCAACGCGGUUGGCGGCACUACCGCCAGCGCGGCCGAUGGCACUACCGCUAUCGCGGCCGCUAACGCUGCCGACGCUGCCGACACCGCCGCCGCCUCCCCCGGGAAGGUGAAGCGGCGGAUAAUCGACUGCAAAAACGAGCGCCUCAAGUGGGGGACGACGCAAGUGAUAAUCGACAUAGAUGACACGAUCCGGUCGAGCGGCGGCUACAAGUUCUUCAACUACGCCCUGGGGGGCGUGGACGCGCAGUACCAGCGAGGAGAGACCUACCCAGGCUCCUUCCAGUUCGUCUUCGAACUAGCAAUGAAUAAGUUGUGCGCAGAAGCCAAGCCCCUGUUGCUGUCUGUACUGACUGCUAGAAUACCCCAAGUGCCCAUAACAGAGGACUCCUUUUUAAAUAAAAAAUUUAAUGAAGUGGCCGAGAGGAGAGGAAUCAAAAGCUGGGGAAUUGAUUGCGACAAUAAGAUUUUGUAUUCCACCUUAAAGGAGUGGGUGUGGAAUGAAACGAGAGGAGAAAAGAAAUUCGUCAAUUUUAAGCACCUCCAUAAGUAUGUCCUGCAGCAGAACUCCCUCGUGAGGUACAUUUGGAUUGGAGACACGGGGGAUAUGGAUAAGCAGGCAGGUGAAAUGAUGAUUAGGACUUACCCCCAACGGAUGAAGGCUGUGUUUUUGCAUCACGUGAAGGGGAAAGAUGAUAAUACGUUGCUUCCAAGUGAUUACUUUAUUAAGUCGGUUCCCAUUUUCUUCUUUCGCACAUACAUCGGUGCUGCUACGAAGGCACACGCGUAUAACCUGAUUGACAAGAAGGGCCUGACGAGGGUCCUCGUGCAGGCUGUGCUGGACUUAGAGAAGAGCAAGGCCCCUGCUAGCUCCUCCAAAUGGGAGGACCUCAUCAAGGAUAUCAUUUUGAGUGACGCCAUGGACGAGCUGGACAAGUACAACGCGGAGACCGUCAACCGGACCAAGAAGAUCAUCGCGCAGCGCAUGCGAGAGAUUUCCGAGCGCAAGCUGCACUUCAUCAGUUAG